AUUAUCCUUUGACUUUUUGACCGGUAAAUUAUUCAUUAUUUUAAUAGAAAUUCAACUUCAUAAUAAUUUUUAGUCUAUCGAAAUUAUAAUAUUUUCGUUAUCAUUACGGAUUUAUUAAACUCAUAAAAAUUGUUAUUACUUAAAAUUUUGACUUGCAUUUCUAAUAAAAAUUACUGAGUAUUUCGAAUAAUUAUUUUAAAUAUUAUUCAUUAAUUUUAAAUUUACGAGUAUUGUUUAAUUCACUGUAUACAUGAAAGGUAUAACACAUGGAGCGAAACGAACUCGAUAUACAAGAUUUUGAUAAAUUAAAAGUUAGCAAUAUUUGUAAAGAAUUUAAUUGUCUACCAUGCAUUAGCCAAAUUGAUACUAAAGCUGAUAAGAUACCAAAAGUAUUAUUUAAUUUUAAUAAUCCUUUAAAAAUUGAUGUGAAUUAUAUUUUAUCAAAAUUACAUGAACUUAUAUCUGAUCCAAUAACAAAUAUUAGCGUUCUUAGAAUAUGUAGACUUUUGCAUGAUUAUCUUUGUUAUGCAGGAACUGAUGGUUACGUAUCCUUUAAUAAAUAUAUUUUCCUCUAAUUUAGUUAUUAGAAUGACAUGUA
Molecule: messenger RNA, 598 nt
Organism: Megachile rotundata (alfalfa leafcutting bee)
Lineage: Eukaryota; Metazoa; Arthropoda; Insecta; Hymenoptera; Megachilidae
Product: cilia- and flagella-associated protein 69
Biological process (GO): positive regulation of flagellated sperm motility
Cellular component (GO): non-motile cilium; sperm midpiece
Source: RefSeq, a predicted model, not a curated record